GGGACAGUGGGGUGCCGGAGCUUAUCAACAAGAUACGAUCAAUGGAGCUGCAUAUCAAGCAGCUGCGAAACAUCAUUGCAAAGUCAGGCAGCGUCAAACCAAAGGCCACAAAAGGAAAACAGCGAGAAUUCAACUAUGGCAAGUACCGGCGGCGGCACAUUCUGCUGCGCUUCUGCUACCUGGGUUGGGACUACCAGGGCUUCGCCAGCCAGGAGGACACGCCCUGCACCAUUGAGGCGGAGCUGUUCCGAUGUCUGGAGCUGACCCGGCUCGUGCGCGACCGCCAGACGGCCAAAUACCACCGCUGCGGCCGCACAGACAAGGGCGUGUCGGCAUUCAGCCAGGUGAUCUCCUUGGACGUGCGAAGCCAGCAGCUGGCUGAGCCGGGCGAACCGGACGCGCCGGCUACCCUGCCGCCCGAACAGGAGAUCAACUACGCCUUCAUCCUCAACAAAGUGCUGCCUGCUGAAAUCCGCGUGCUGGCCUGGAGCCCAGUCAGUCCAGAGAUGAGCGCCCGCUUCGACUGCCGGGGCCGUACUUACAAGUACUUCUUUCCGCGCGGCCCGCUGGAUCUGCAGGCGAUGCAGGCCGCCGCUGACCGGCUGUGCGGCCACCACGACUUCCGCAACAUCUGCAAGAUGGACGUGGGCAACGGCGUGCUGGAGUACCGGCGCCACCUGCGCCAGGUCACCGUCCGCCCGCUGGAGGGCGGUGCCGAUGACGGCUACCAGAUGUGCCAGCUGGUGGUGCGCGGCAACGCCUUCCUCUGGCACCAGAUCAGGUGCAUGAUGGCCGUGCUCUUCCUGGUGGGAGAGCACCUGGAGGACGCGUCGGUGGUGGACCAGCUACUCGACGUGCAGGCCAACCCGAGGAAGCCGCAGUACAGCAUGGCCUCGGAGCUGCCGCUGAACCUUUAUGACGUGGAGUACGACAGCGUGGCGUGGCACCACGACCCGGCGGUGCUGCUGGAGGUGACGGAGACGCUGCAGCGACUCUGGACGGAGACGGCCGUCAGGUCGGCCAUGCUGCGGACGAUGCUGGAUGACCUGGCGGCUCAGCACGGCGUGCAGCCGGACGCCCAGACGCGCUGCCUGACGACCGGCGUACGAGCCAAAGUCUACACCCCGCUGCUGCGCCGGCCCACCUGCGACAGCCUGGAGCAGCGGCUCGGCCACUACGUCAAGCGCCGCAAGCUGGACCCGUCCGUGCUGGAGGCGGCCGGCGGCGGCAGCGCGGCUGCGGCGCACACCGUUACACUCAAGUAG
Molecule: messenger RNA, 1265 nt
Organism: Pollicipes pollicipes
Lineage: Eukaryota; Metazoa; Arthropoda; Thecostraca; Pollicipedomorpha; Pollicipedidae
Product: tRNA pseudouridine(38/39) synthase
Exons: 11
Coding region: 42-1265 (407 amino acids)
Biological process (GO): tRNA pseudouridine synthesis; mRNA pseudouridine synthesis
Cellular component (GO): nucleus; cytoplasm
Molecular function (GO): pseudouridine synthase activity; RNA binding
Source: RefSeq, a predicted model, not a curated record